This is a messenger RNA of Diachasma alloeum, 2073 nucleotides long. RefSeq names its product zinc finger BED domain-containing protein 1-like. The coding region runs from base 1 to 2073 and encodes 690 amino acids. The record is from RefSeq and is a predicted model, not a curated record. The transcript has 5 exons. Lineage: Eukaryota; Metazoa; Arthropoda; Insecta; Hymenoptera; Braconidae. Gene Ontology annotation, molecular function: protein dimerization activity.
AUGAAGUGUAUAAAAGCUAAAAGAUCUUCUGAAAGAUCAUUCAAUGUUUACUUCAGUAUCAACCAUGGGGAUGCAUUCUCUGUCAAUGGAGUUGAUUACAAAAGUUAUAUGAAGAUAACACAAAAUAAAUCUGACGCCGUAGAUUUCUGUAUGGAGCUGAUCAGAGAUGGAAGCAUUACCUUAGAUGAUGGAAGGAUCGAUCAGAUUGAUAUGAGUACUAAUUGCGGCAUAAAUUACGUGGAGAUAUGCAAUUAUGCAAAUGAGGACGACUUGGAAGAUGAUGCAGCACACGUGAAUAUAUCUGAUGAACAACACAUUCCAGCCAGUAAAGUACAGAAAGACACAAAUGUCCAAGCCCAGCCCUCAAUAUCGAAAAAUUCCUCGGUCGAACCCAACAAUGACAAACGUGAUGAACUCCUUUUCAAUACUAGUUCCCAUCAGCAGCAUCCAAAAACUCCUGAAAAUUAUGCAAUAAAACUACAACGAUUCAAGUUCAGUGGUAACGACCUCAGUAAACUAUCCAAAGAAAAAGGUGGAGCACAAGCUGCUAAAAUUAAGAAUGCUAUGGUGUAUAUGAUCGCGAAAGAUGACUUGCCACUAUCGGCCACGGAGAAGGAAGGGUUUCGUUAUCUCAUGAGUAUCGUGGCUCCAAAUUAUGAAGUACCAAAGAAGACAUCGAUAACGAGAGCCACAGAAGAAAACUACAAAGUUCUGAGUGGGAUUGUGAAGAGCAAACUGGCCAAAGCAGAGAAUUUGACUUUAACUACCGAUAUAUGGACUGAGACCAUGUCAACAAGAGGAUUUCUAGGUCUAACGAUUCAUUUUCUGGAGAAUGGCAAAAUGUCAUAUAUUGAAUUAGAUACAAUAGAGCUGGAUGAGAAUCGCAAAGCUCCCUAUCUCUCCAAGAUAUUUGAAGAAUUUCUGUUGAAAUGGAAUAUUUCCAAAGACAAAAUUACAACAGUAGUAACUGAUGGAGGUACAAACAUAAUAAAAGCAGUUAAAGAUACAUUUGGGGAACAUAAGCACAUAACGUGCUUUGCCCACAAAUUGAAUGUAGCUAUUUCUAAUGUUAUCACUGCAAACAAGGCACUGAGUUCAAUAGUUACUAAAACUAAAGAGAUUGUGACAUAUUGCAAGAGAUCAACCACUGCUGCCGACGAGCUUCGCAAGGCCCAGGAUGAUGACAACACUUUGCGUCUAGUUCAAGACGUCCCCACGCGUUGGAAUUCAACAUUUUACAUGCUGUGUCGUUUCGAGAAAUUAUCAGCCACCGUCAGUUCUAUUCUCUUGAAAUUACGAGGUUCUCCACCUAUGUUAGAUUCAGACGAGAUGGCCAUCGUGAGGGAUGCUAUUAACGUAUUGAGACACGCAGAGACCCUUACAAAGGAAUUCAGUGGAGCCAAAUACGCGACAACUAGUCGAGUGAUACCUGCUAUGUUCUGCUUCAGGGAGUGUCUGGCGGUAGUGCAGAACGAAACAUCGGUGGGGAAGAAUCUUCAAAAAGAGCUAAUGGCAGAGCUGGAUAAAAAAUUCUCUGACCUAGACAAACUGCCCUUUUUGACCAUUGCUACUCUACUGGAUCCACGGUACAAAAGAAUGUACUUUCCUUCUCCUUUGAUGUGCUCCAGUCUGCUGAGAACGGUGCAUAGUAUGAUAUCAGCUGAAACUAAUGCUCCUGAGGACGAGUCUAUUACUAAUGACGAAUCUGAGGCUACCAAUAGCAGUGAUGAUUUGUGGACGCACCAUCGAGAUAGGAUUCUUCAUCAGAAAAGAUACGCUCAAGAGGCUUCUUCAGACGAUUUGAAUAUUGACAUGAUGCAGUUCCUGAACAAGCCUAAUCUGAUGAAUAUUGAUCCAAUAAAUUUUUGGAUGCAUCACAAAGAAAACACACCAGCAUUAGGACGCAUUGCCCUGAAAUAUUUGUCAACAGUUGCCAUAUCAGUACCUUGUGAAAGACUCUUCUCAUUGGCCUCGAAUAUCAUCACAGAAAAACGGAAUCGUUUGAGUGCAGAGCAUCUCUCAAAUCUGAUUUUCCUGAAAUCCCUUGAUCGCCAGAAUUGGCACCUAUCAUAA